AUGCCUCUUGGACGAGAUCAAGAAAGAAUAGUUGCCACUCAGCUCAACGGGCAUCUGUUGCGCGUUGGCCCCGAUUUGGCUGAUAGUCAGUUUGGAUUCCGACGGGAGCGUUCUACAGUAGAUGCCAUCAUGCGCGUCCGCUUCCUUUCGGAACAAGCAGUAUUCCAGGGUGGUGUGGCGUUGGCGAUAAGUCUCGAUAUCGUCAACGCCUUUAAUUCUCUCGCUGGGGCGCAAUCAGGAGCGCACUGA
Messenger RNA from Parnassius mnemosyne (clouded apollo), 249 nucleotides. The record is from the annotation of a GenBank genome assembly. Lineage: Eukaryota; Metazoa; Arthropoda; Insecta; Lepidoptera; Papilionidae.